GUGGCUUGUAGAACUGUCGCCACUGCCACCCGGCUACAUUCACGUCAGUGUUUAACACAUCAUCACCUUACGAACCUUUUUCGUGUGGAGCUCCGUUUGAAAAAAUCCAGUUGUUUUGAAACGCUAAAUAUGGCAGUGAACACAGGCACGUCUCUGGUGCUGUCCAGCCUCCUGUCGGUGCUGGUAUUCGCCGGCAUGCAAAUGUUCAGUCGUCAGCUGGGGUCCACAGAGUGGCUGACCAUCGUCGGCGGCUUCCUGGGCUCCGUGCUUUUCGUCUGCUCCCUCACUGCGUUCAAUAACCUGGAGUGCUUGGUCUUUGGAAAGGGCUUCCAGGCCAAGAUCUUCCCAGAAAUUAUUGUGUGCCUGUCACUGGCUCUGUUUGCCUCUGCGCUUGUACAUCGUGUCUGCGUGACCACAUGCCUGAUCUUCUCUCUCUUUUCAAUAUAUUACAUCAACAAAGUGUCAGCUGCUCUCUACCAAGCUGCUGUUCCCGUAGCAAUUCCCGCCAAAGUCACCGGCGGCAAGGGCAAGAGGAAGAACUGAAGUACUGAUACUGUUAUUUGAUCAUCCAAUCAGCAUCCAGUCCCAGCCCAUGAUCAUGGGGUAGAUGAGAACCAACCCCCCCCCCCCCCCCCCCCCCCACACACACACACACACACACACACACACACACACACACACUCAUGGCCGAGCGCCACAGUCAGCAGGUUAUUUAGUUUGGCCCUCACCUGAAGCCCCCAGUGAUUACUACAUUCCAGUGCACAGAGCCAUCUGUAAACUGCAACAUGGUCUCAUUCAAAAUGUUGCUGAGAUUUCGAGGGUUUAUGUUUGGUUAUGAGAUUUCGUUUUUGUUUUGUUUGUUUACUCGUGGAGCGGAUUUGUAAUUAAAACACUGAAAAAAUGAAA
Messenger RNA from Clupea harengus (Atlantic herring), 906 nucleotides. It is a transcript of the gene krtcap2, whose product is annotated as keratinocyte associated protein 2. NCBI's taxonomy places the organism in Eukaryota, Metazoa, Chordata, Actinopteri, Clupeiformes, Clupeidae. Gene Ontology annotation, biological process: protein N-linked glycosylation. The record is from RefSeq and is a predicted model, not a curated record.